This is a messenger RNA of Stereum hirsutum FP-91666 SS1, 1078 nucleotides long. Its product is annotated as NAD-P-binding protein. Gene Ontology annotation, molecular function: oxidoreductase activity. Lineage: Eukaryota; Fungi; Basidiomycota; Agaricomycetes; Russulales; Stereaceae. The transcript has 5 exons. Bases 37 to 978 code for a protein of 313 amino acids. The record is from RefSeq and is a predicted model, not a curated record.
AGAUUUAUCACUGUGAGAUUUAUCUUCUAAAUAGUCAUGGUUAAAGUCGCACUGGCAGGAUGCGCAAGUGGCUUCGGCCGUAAUAUCCUCGAAGCAAUCCUCGCCACAAACAAACACUCCAUCGUUCUGCUCUCCCGGUCCCCCAAACCCGACCUCACAGCCCGUGGCGUCGACGUCGUCGCAGUCGGCUCCUACGACGACCACGCCCAGCUCGUCUCAGCUCUCCGAGGCGUCGAAACCGUGAUCUCGACCAUCGUGAGCGUUGACGAAGAUUAUGGGGAGGCGCAGCUCAGGCUGUUGGAGGCGGCGAAGGAGGCGGGGUGUAGGAGAUUUGCGCCGUCGGAGUGGGCCAUGAAGACGAAUGAGGGCGUCGAUCUGUACGCGCCCAAGAUCAAGGUUUGGAAGGCAUGCGAGGCUUCCGGGUUGGAGUACACUCGGUUUGCUUGCGGUAUUCUGACAAACACGUUGGUCGCCGGUACCCCCCGCAACGAAACCGAAGCCCUCUCCGGCCUUCGUCCUUUGAACUUCAUCGUCAACAUCCCAGCCGGAACCGCAGACAUCCCCGGCUCGCGCUCCAAUCCUGCUCGGGUCACGUACAUCUCGGCCCAAGACUGCGGGAAGUUCGUCGCUGCUGCUCUUGAUAUAAAGGAGAAAUGGUGGCCCGAGAUGGGACAUAUGGUGGGUGAGACGACAACGUAUGAUGCUAUUGUCGAGGCGGCGGAGAGGAUUACGGGGAGGACGUUUUUGAGGAAGUAUGUGGGGAGGAGUGAGUUGGAGGAGUUGGCAAAGGAUCCGAGUAAGAAGUUUUAUUACCAGGUUCGAAUUGCCAUAGUGGACGGAUGGUCAGACAUUGAGCCAAAUUUGAACGGAUUGUUGCCGCAUGUGAAGCCGCAGACUGUGGAGCAGUAUUUGAGGAAGUAUUGGGAGGGUGUUCAGUUGCCCGAGCCGGCGUGGGGGGCGUAUGCUGAAGCAAUGUAAACCAGUGUAUUUGGAAACUAGCACUGGAAGGAGGUUGUUGGUGAACGUAUCAUUGCAGCGAGCAUUUGCCCGCAGACUAAAGUCUGAUGCACUUGUUAUG